This is a messenger RNA of Sphaeramia orbicularis (orbiculate cardinalfish), 1871 nucleotides long. It is a transcript of the gene tti2, whose product is annotated as TELO2 interacting protein 2. Lineage: Eukaryota; Metazoa; Chordata; Actinopteri; Kurtiformes; Apogonidae. The record is from RefSeq and is a predicted model, not a curated record. The coding region runs from base 202 to 1824 and encodes 540 amino acids. The transcript is spliced from 10 exons. Gene Ontology annotation, cellular component: nucleus; cytosol; TTT Hsp90 cochaperone complex.
GUUUUUGGGUCGGACCGAGUUUGGAGCGGGUUUACACACUUUAUUCAUGUUUUACGAAAAAAAACCCAAACAAACAUUUAUAGAAACAUGAAAAAUUAAAAAAUGAAUAAACGGACUCGUCUUUAAGGCGUUCACUGAACACGUGACCAAACAUUGAACCAAUGAGGAGCCGAAGAGCGAAAGGGAGCAACAUUUAACAGGAUGGACCUGCCGUUUCUCCUCCACCACCUCUGUCUCUCCUCCUCCUCUUCAGACGAGCCCCGCCCCUCUCCUCCUCUUCCUCCAAUCACAGAGCUCCUGUCUGGGCUUCGGCAGCAGCUGAUUGGUGCAUCGUCCUCAGAGUCGGAGACGAGCCCGCUGAUUGGACAACUGGAGCAGGUCUUUGGGGAGGCGGAUCCUCAUUGGCUGUUCACCCCUCCGACCUCGUCCAGUCAGGAGGAGGAAGGGGGGGUCGAGCGGUGGGCGGAGCUUGUCUCUGUGUACAUGGGGCUGACGGAGGCUCUGAUUGGCUGCGCCGCUCUGCCGCUCUGGAAAGACGACACCAGCCCUCCGUCUGAAUUGGCCUAUCAGAACGUCCCGGUGAGGGCAGAGCCUGUAUGCUCCGCCCUCACCACCCUGCUGGGAACUCUGGGAAACUGGGAGGAGAAGGGCGGGGUCAGAGGAGCAGGGGGCGGGGCCAGAGGGCUGCUGCUCAGUGUGGCUCCGCAGGUGUGUGUGUUCGCCAUCACACACGUCCAGCCUCAGGCCUGGACCUCCUCCUCAUCCAGAGCUGCAGCUCGCCGUCUGCAGGUGGCGCUUCUGAGGGCGGGGCCCUGGAGAGACUCCGCCCAUAUGCUAAUGGCGGACGGGGGAGGAGGCGGAGCCGUGGGCAUUCUGGGCGGCGUCUUGGACGUUCUGCAGCCUCAGCUCAACAGGGACCAAUGGUGGCGCUGCGACGGCGUGCGGCUGGUCUUCACCUGGACGCUGCUGCAGGUGACCCGCCCCUCUGUCUCCGCCCACCUGCCCCGCCUCCUCCCGCCCUCCCUCCUGCUCACAGACCACUACAGACCAGAGAACUGCAUGCUGGGAGUCGGCUGUCUGCAUCACAUCGUCCUCAAUGUGGCUCCUGCUGACCUGCGUCAGUUCAACAGGGCGGAGGUUUUGUAUCAGGCUUUAUUCCGACACCUUUACUCCACGGACGCUGUCGUCGUCAAGGUCAUCCUGGCGUGUUUGUUCGACCUCCUGUUGGUUUUGGAGAAACCACCUUCCUCACUUGGCCCCGCCUCCUCCUCGCUUAGCCCCGCCUCCUCCUCCCGCAGGAAGCCCUGUCGCCACGAUGACGUCAUACGUCUAGUUCUGACACACAUGGAGGCGGAGCAUAAGGUGGCGCUGCGGCGAGUCUACGCUUCUGCACUGAGUCAGUACGUGGACAGGAUGGGCGUGGCCCUGUGCAGACACCUGCGGCGGCUGGAGCGGGUGGUGCUGGGAUACCUGGAGGUGUCUGACCCCCCUGAGGAGACCAGCAGGAUCCAGAUCCUGGAGGUUCUGCAGAAAACUGUAAAGGCAGCCUGGCCCAGGAUGGAGUCUCGCCUGGACGCGUUGCUGCGUUGCCUGUUGCGGUUGCUGGUUGACGUGUCCUCAGACUCUCAGCUCAGUGACCCGGUCAAACAGCGGCUGAUGAACCAAUCGGCUCGCAGCCUCCAGCUGUUGGACGCCUGUUCCCAGGGGACGCUCCGGUGUCGCCUCCUGCAGGUCGACGACACAUGCUGCAGCUCUGAUGUCCUCCGUUGCCUGGCGACCGUUACCGAGGCGGCCGGUGGGGCUGCGCCGGACGGUUCGGUGUGAAAAUGGAGGCGUGUGACGUAGAACUGUUGACGAACCGUGACUUUAAA